CAAAACACCAACGAAGAAGAAGAAGUAGCGGGAAUUUUUCCGUAAAGAAAGAAACGACCGGGGAGUUUGUGUUCAGUCGAAGCAGCGUGUCGCCAUGACGCAGAGAAAGAGGCUGUCCACCACACAGAGCUCCUCUCAGAGCGCAAGACAACCUGGCACCUUAGUGGCUCAGGAAGAGGAUGAUGAUCCAACCUUCACUCAGCCAAGUACGUCACAGGUCCAGAGAGGACUGGAGAAGCUCACCUCUGCACAGGUCGACCAAAAGACAGCUGAGGUGGUGCAGUACUUCUUGGUGAAGGACCAAAAGAAGAUCCCCAUCCGCCGAGCAGACCUUGUGAAACACGUGGUGAAAGACUACAGAAACAUCUACCCUGAGAUCAUGAAGAGGGUGGUACGGACUUUUGACCAGGUAUUUGGCCUUAAAGUGGUUGAAAUUGACACCAAAAAUCACACGUACAUACUCGUCAAUAAGUUGGAGACGGUUGAGGGAGCCUCAUCAAUCAAUAGUCCCACCAACCCAAAGAUGGGUCUGCUGUUUGUCAUCCUGAGUGUCAUUUUCAUGAAAGGAGGUGUUGUCAGAGAAGGCCUCAUCUGGAAUACUCUCAAGAAACUCCGCGUUGACCCCGGAGAGAAACAUGAAGAGUUUGGUGAUGUGAAGAGGGUGGUCACUGAUGAAUUUGUCCGUCAAAGGUACUUGGAGUAUGUGCGAAUCCCUCACACAGAGCCAGCUGAGCAUGAAUUUCGCUGGGGUCAACGUGCUGACAUGGAGGUAUCAAAAGCCAAAAUCCUCGAGUUCAUGGGUCAACUUCAUGAACAGGAUCCUCAGAGCUGGAGUCAGCAGUAUAGAGAAGCCCACUCCUCCCCCAACUCCACCCAGGCCAGCACCAGCAGCCAGAGAUAACUGUCCUAGUAUUGCAAUUUGUUUUGCCUAAUUUUUUUUCCUAAUUUAUUCUGAAAGAAACCGUUAAGAUAAGCUUUAUCAGUGCCACGUUUACUUUUUGAAUGCGUUAAAUUUUUGUGUCAUUGUGUAGACUGAUGUACUGUUACAAUAUAAA
Seriola dumerili (greater amberjack) is the source of this 1055-nucleotide messenger RNA. It is a transcript of the gene ndnl2, whose product is annotated as non-structural maintenance of chromosomes element 3 homolog. NCBI's taxonomy places the organism in Eukaryota, Metazoa, Chordata, Actinopteri, Carangiformes, Carangidae. Bases 95 to 901 code for a protein of 268 amino acids. Gene Ontology annotation, cellular component: nucleus. The record is from RefSeq and is a predicted model, not a curated record. The transcript has 11 exons.